Molecule: messenger RNA, 1194 nt
Organism: Angiostrongylus costaricensis
Lineage: Eukaryota; Metazoa; Nematoda; Chromadorea; Rhabditida; Metastrongylidae
Source: the annotation of a GenBank genome assembly
AUGGCAUCGCUACCCAUUUCGGAUUUCUGUUAUUUCAGACCACCACUAUUUCCCUCUGAACAGUCAGCUUCGGAAUUUCUAGCUGUGUUGGAUGGUGGCUUUCUCCUGGCCUAUUCAUUUGGUCUGUUUGGAGGUGGUAUGCUAGGAGAUCGUUAUAAUCCUCGUGUUGUUUUAUCUGUUGGGAUGUGGCUUUCAGCAAUUGCGAUCUGUAUAGUAGGUAACUGGUUUGGAACCAGCUCUCGUGGCGCUGUAAUGGGGUUAUGGUCAGCUUGUGCAAGUGUAGGAAAUAUCAUCGGCACUGUGAUAUCAUCAAAGCUUGUUCUUAUGGGAUAUCAGUACGCGUUUGCGGCAAACUCUUUGUUGCUCUUCAUGUUUGGUUUCAUUGUCCAUUUCAACCUAAAGUCUGCUCCAAGAGAAGUCGGUCUACCCGAUCCUAUUGAGUCACCUGAUGAGUUGGUACGGGUGAUAGAAGAACCUACCCAACGCCCGCAGCCUAUCAGUUUUACGCGGGCUUGUCUUCUUCCUGGUGUAUUAGCAUAUUCACUGGCUUAUGCUUGUUUGAAACUUGUUAACUACGGUUUCUUCUUUUGGCUCCCGUUCUAUCUGCAUUCACAUUUUCGCUGGGCUGAAGCUGAUGCCGACAAGCUCUCAGCUUGGUACGAUGUUGGAGGGAUUGUCGCAGCUAUACUUGCUGGAGCUGCUUCUGUGAGAACUUCAUUUUCUUCUUCAAUAAAAUCUACUCCAUCUUACGUUAUUAAUGGGCUUUUGCUUGCUAUAAUUGGUUUCUUCAUUGGUGGACCGGCGAACAUGAUUUCCAGCUCGGUUUCUGCCGAUCUAGGGAAAUCCAGAGAACUACGAGGAAAUACCGAAGCCCUUUCUACAGUCACUGGUAUUGUAGACGAGUCCUUUAUUUUAUCUCCAGGAACCGGAAGCUUCGGUGCUGCUCUUGGUCAGCUUCUAAUUCCGUCAGUUCAAGCCAUUUUUGGUUGGGGGGCUGUCUUUUAUGGGUUUAUAGCGAUGAUCGUUUGCACUGCGGCCUGCUUGGUUCCAUUGCUAUAUCGCGAGAUUCUGUUGAGACGAAGGAACACAUACACGAGUCUAAGUUCUGAUUCGGAAGACGAGAGCGAAGAUGUUAUAUUUGCAGAAGAUGAAGGCGUAAGGCGUAGGGUUGUUGCUGGAGACGAUGCGGAGUAA